Dibothriocephalus latus is the source of this 234-nucleotide messenger RNA. The record is from the annotation of a GenBank genome assembly. NCBI's taxonomy places the organism in Eukaryota, Metazoa, Platyhelminthes, Cestoda, Diphyllobothriidea, Diphyllobothriidae.
AAACGCCCUCAUGAGAUCAGUCAGGAGCUGACGCUGUACUUCCGUGAACUCACAGAGGCCUGCGUGGGAGCCAACGAGAACCGUCGUCAUGAAGCGUUGGAUAACGCGGCCCAGGACACGGGCCUACAGCCGCUCCUGCCCUACUUAGUUACCUUCAUCGCUGAAGGCGUGAGUUGUUUUGCUCCUUUGAGUUAUCACUACUCCUACCACUACCGACGAAGUCCAGGUUGGUGA